Messenger RNA from Cataglyphis hispanica, 11432 nucleotides. RefSeq lists its product as uncharacterized. The transcript is spliced from 12 exons. Gene Ontology annotation, biological process: microtubule anchoring. NCBI's taxonomy places the organism in Eukaryota, Metazoa, Arthropoda, Insecta, Hymenoptera, Formicidae. The record is from RefSeq and is a predicted model, not a curated record. The coding region runs from base 544 to 9663 and encodes 3039 amino acids. Gene Ontology annotation, cellular component: centrosome. Gene Ontology annotation, molecular function: microtubule binding.
UGGAACUUGACGCGGCGGUGACGAGUAAAAGAGGGAGAGAAAGGAGUAAACGUGGAAGGAGAAUAAAAAAGUGGGAGAAGAAAAUUCUGAGAGAUCCUGCGGCGGUCUCGGAAACUCGGAAACGGUUGUAUGUGCGUUCUAUGGCGAAACGUCAUAUAUCCCGCCGAUGAAUGAAGCGUGCACGGAGCUUACACGCGCGUGUAUACACGCACUGUUUUACGUUAUCCACAAGAUCCUCGCGCGCUCGUGUUAUUAUCGAUCAUAUUCCGUGUGCGUGUUUAUACUUCUCCCUCCUCUUUUGGUUGCCAUGUUUAAUCGCGAAAGAGUAAGGUCCUGACAUACCACGUGAUCAUAUAGUUUACAAACGGUCGUUGUGAUAAACUGCUGAGAACGCGAUACUAGCACAUACGUAGAGCGCGUGCGUUAUGUGUACGUAGGAUUUGCGUGUCGAAGAAAAAAAGGAUAAAAUACCGCGCACGAUUUUCUCAAGACGCUCAUGGAUAUUCAUGAGGAACAUGGAUGAUGAUAUGAUGGUUUUAUGGAAUGUUACCUACAUGGUUCAAGAAUAAAAAUAUGAAGAGUAGUAGUGAAAAAGAACAGUCUGAAGAUAAAAAAAAAUAUGUCUUCUUCUCAGAUCCAGAUGUUAUUGCUAAACGUGCCGAAACCUCUGCUAUUACAGCACAGAUUAUAUUAGAAGCACAACGACCAACUAUCGAAAAUCAAUUAGUCAACUUACAACAAAAAUUGCUAUCAUAUCAUCCUAUACAGCCAUAUCCUUUUCCAUUUAUUAGCGCGGUGAAACAAAAACUUGCUUUAGGAGAUUGUAUUAAUGCCAAUUCAAAAACAUACAAUUCAAGUUUUCAAGCAAAGAACAAUUUGACUACUUCAGUGUUAAAAGCAAAUAGUACACAGAAUUUGUGUCAAAUUGUACAGAAAAUGGAUUAUAUUAAACCACUGAAAGUUCCAGAUUUGAAAAUUUCUCCCAAAACAUUGGAUUUCUCCAGUAGAAAUAAUUCUGUCUCAAAGGAACUGCCUUCAACAAAGUCUGAAAUAACUGCAAAGGAAUUUGCGCAUGAUAGAUCUGACAGAACACUAAGAACUGGCGAAAAAGUACAAAGAAAAUUAGAUUUUUCCUUUUCAGAUGGAUCGUCAAUUAUUAAUUGUGAAAAUAUAGAGCCAUUGAAAGCGCCAAAUGUGUCUAUAGCAUCUAAUUUAUGUAAGAAAAAGGAACAUGUUAGAGACAGCUCCAGGGAAAAGGAAAAUAAAUCUAAAAGAAUGAAGAAAGACGAGUCUUUGUAUGAAAAGAGGGAUGAAUCUAUGCAAGAACAUACAAAACGCAGUCGAAGCCCAAAACAUAUUUCUAGAAAAGAUGCAAGCAACAUAAGAUUACAAAAUGAUAAACCAUUUCAUGCUAUAAAAAAUAAUGAUUGUUUGUCUAUGAAAUUAAAAGACAAAAAUGUUUUAAUUUCUACUACUAAAAAAGAUAAUGAUAAAAGACAAAAGUUCUUUAAUGCACAAUCUGUAGAAUUGAAAAAUAAAUCUGUAGACUUUGAAGGUCGAAUAUCGAGCAACGAAUCGCUGAUCAUUCCAUUGGAUAAAGUUACUCUGAGAGACAAUAACAUUAGUGUUUUAUAUAACAUUACUGAAACUAAAUCUAAAGAUAUUUGCCAUUUGAAGCAAAAGUCUGAGAUAGAAGACUCGAAAUUACAUUCGAAUCAUCAUACAUCUGAUCAUACAUCUGAUUCAGAUGAUAGACAAUUGAAAGAAAAAUCAAAUAGUAUUUAUAAGGAGCAAACAAAAAGAGUGUUUGAUAAAAGUAAAAUUUUGAGUAACAGAAAGAGAGUCGACGAAAAACAACACAGUGCUAAUACGGAAUUAUCAGAGGAUAUCGGAUCCACAUCUGAAACAAAUAGUUUUAAGAAUUGUGCUUAUGUAAAUUCUACACAGCCAUCGAAAAGUAAAGAUCUUGAAACAGCUAUGGAAAUUAAACAGAACAUUAAUUAUGUCAGAUCGAUUAAAACUUCCGAAGAUUUUAAAUAUGUGGAACAUUCUGAGACACAGCUCACAAGCACAAGCACUAAAAAGAACGAAUCAUAUUCCCAAAGCGUCAUUACAAAUAAAGAAACAACUGCUAAUGAUGAUUCGAAUAAUGUAGAUAUCAGUACAUUGCCAGAAAUAUUAUUUGAUGCUAGAAGGAUCUCUUUCAGGGACGGUUAUUCUCAACAAGAAUUUUAUGAUUUAACUACGCCGGAAAAAAUUAAUCUUGUAAGAACAAAACGAAGAAGAAACUUGAUACCAAGUAGUGAUUCAGAAGUAGAGGCGAGAUGUCCACAAUAUAAGUUAACAAUAAAAUCUGAGAAAGAGCAAGAAGAAGGACAAUUGAUGCAUCCAAAAGCCUUACAUAAACAGUUUCGAGCAGAACUGCAGCUUUACGACUCUUUUAACGAGUCUCUUAGGCAAGCCACAGAUGUCGAAAAGUGUUUAUACAAUACUAAAUGCGAGCAAGAACAAAAGAAUUUACAAAAAGUAACUGAAAAAGAUGAUAAAUCGGAGAGAAUUGUUGAAGAUGGCUGUUUAGUUGCUGUAGAUGACAAUAAUACUGUUGAGAAAGCAAAUGUAGCAAGAAAUUCGAUUGAAGAUGCGAAAAAAAAUAUCGCCGGAAUGCGGAAACCAAGAGAUGAAGCACAGUUUAAGAGAAAAUAUUACGUUCUGAAAAAUCAAACUAACGUCAACGAAUCAACGGGUAUUAAUUAUGGAAAUAAAGCAGUGGUCAAAGUAGCGGAAGUACAAACUCAAACGGUGAAUGAUAUAGCGACUCAAACGAACAUAUCCACAGACAAACAAAACGCGCAAAAUAAAUUAUCGGAAAUCAUUGGAAAGAUAUAUGAACAAUCAUCUUCGAUGGAAAAUGAUAUUCCCCAACAAUCUUUAAAUUCGAUUGAGCAACUUGCGAAUUUGAACCAAAUAGAAGAUAUAUCUAUACCAAGCAGAAUAAGGACCAUGUCGGAGAUUAGUUUACAUGAAACUACCUCGUCGGUAAAAACGGAAACUGGAACUGAAAUUAGUAUCUCAACUCGAGAUAUAACGUUUUCGAUUAAUUAUUAUUUAAAUUUAGAGAUAGAACGACUUAUAAGAGAUGAGAACCAACGAUGCAAUGAAGUGGAGGAAAUCGUAAAUUCUAAACAAAAAGCAUUGAACAAUAGAACUAAAAAAUUGAUGAUGCAGUUAGAAGAACAGAAACGUGCGUUAAGAGACACAGGACAAGACAGUCGUUCUGUUAAAAAGAAACAAAGAGCUCUGAUUUUAAAGCAGCAACAAGAGGUAGAAAAUCUUAACAAGACAAAAAAAAUGUUUCAACAAAUGACGGAAGAACGAAUAAAUAUGUUUCAAAAACAAAUAAAUAUGUUGAAACCGGAAAUGUCAACGAGGAAUAUUUUAACGAAAUUGAAGAGAAGUGCUGACAGCCAAUCGCCGAGAAGAUUAUCGGGUCCUAUGAAGGGUUACGACAUACGUAGUAAUAGUUCUAGGAGCUCUGUGAUAGAGUCGGAUAAAUCUCAGUAUGAUUGCUCUAAUAUAGAACCAUGCUUACAAGAAUUUGAGAGCGACUCAACCAAACUUGACUUGAUCAAUUCUGAUGACUUGGCUAAAAGUAAAGAAUUACGAAAAAAGAAUCCCGCAAUGUCGCCGAAAAGAAGCGAUAUAUCGAUACACGAGCUAAAAUCUCGAAAAUAUGAAGAAAAAAUGCCAAAAGCAGAUAUUUUGCAGCGAAAACAAAAUCAACGCGAUAUGAAAUCGAAACGGAUUCCUAUGAACAUAAAACAGCUCUUGGAAAAUCAGGAAUCAUCGAUUGGAAAAUCACAAUUAUCGAAAUUAGAAUUAAUAAAUACAUCAGUAUCUGAUUACAUAAAAUCCGAAUCCGAUCCGUUAAUGGAAGAAUUGUUCAAGAAAACAUCGCAAGCGGUAGAUCUCUCCAUGCGAACUGCGACCAUCGCGAAAGAAAAAGAAUCAACUUCUAAUAUUAUAACCGCUAACAAUGAAUCUAUAGAGGAAGAGAUAAACACGAUAGCUCAAGAUACUGUCUCCAAAACGACACAAUCGUCACAAAUUUCCGAAGACAUAUUGCAGACAAAUACUAGUAAGAGCUCUAAGAAAAUUGAUAAAUCUGUCACGAGCGAUAGAGACAUAUCCAAAAAGUCGCAAUACAGUGAUGAGUUAAAUGCGAAUUUUAAACAAAAGAAUUUCAAGUAUCAAAAAAUGAAAUCAUCUAGUAUAUUAACGGAAAAUUUGUUACAAUCCAAAUCAAGUUCUCAUUUAUCUGAAGAAUUUACCAAACAUCAAGAUAAACAAACAAAACUUAAGCACAAAUUGCUUCACUUAGAUAACAAUAAUGAAAGUUCAAUUUUAAAUGAAUUAAAUUUAAAUGAGAGCCAAGAAUUGCUUCAGAUACCUGUUAAACAUUCAAAACUUAUAAAACGUAAAAACUUAAAAUUGAGUGAAACGCCUAACAAUUACAAGAGUAAGGAAAGUAUGUUUAGUCAAAUUUUCAACAGAAAGCUCGAACAUGAUGAGAGUUCUAUCAGAAAUGAACAAAAUAUGUCUACGUCUCAAAUUAGCACUUUUGCUAUUUCCCAUCACAGUUCUAAAGAAAGUGAGAAAAAUUUAUCAAAAUCUGUUGUCGUUAGAUCGCAAGACAGACAUUUGGAACAAAUUUUAAUUGCGCGCGAAACUGACCUCAUAUCGCGUAAGAAUCGCAUCAAGGAAUGCAUGGAGCGGUACGCGAAAUUAAUAGCGGAAGAAGAGGAUAUAGCUCAUAUGGAGCAGGAGGCAUUUAAACUUUUUGCAACUUCCAAUUUUGUCAUGAAACAGCAAGAUACUACUAUCUCGUCUGAUACAAGCGAUAUCGAGGGAAGAAUAGGACUUCUUGCUGAAAAAUUGAAGAAACGACGCAUUCAAGUAGCGCUUUUAAAAAAAGAAAAAAAGAAGCAAACAAAGAAACAACUACUUGCUCUAGAAGCAAAUUUAUCGAAUCAACUUAAAAAGUACGAUAUGACUAUCCACGAAAUGUGCAAAAGGUUGGAAACAAAGAAAUCUACGAAAGAAACCGACAAAUUAGCUAUAGAACCAAAAUUAUUGGCUGAAUUCAAAGUACCUGAAAUACCGCUAAAAAGAAUACAAAACAUUUAUAAGAGUAGCGAUUUAUUGAGAUCUAAAUCAGAAUCUGAUCUUCUACUAACAAGAAAUCAGUUAAAAGAUCCGUUAAAGAUUACAAUUCCUAUAACCUAUGAUGAUAAACAUAAAAAAAAUAAUUCUAAAAAAUCUAAAUACACGAACACCAAGAGUACAAACAUUUCAGAAUUAAAGGAUACUAAGCAAACUGCUUCCGAUGAAUAUACAUCGACAGAAGUUUAUGAUAAGAUUCAAACAACAACUUCGGGAUUACUGACUGCAAAUGAGGCACAUUUGGAAAAAUACGUUCUUUCUGAAGAAACUCAAAUCGAAGGUGAAGAAUCCGCUUCUGCCGAGACAAAACAAAAUAGCAUAUCUGGCAAUGUGGAUGUUGAAACGAAUCUCAAUACAAUAAGAUCGGAAUCGGAAGUGCAAACAUUAUCGGAUGCAAGAUCUAUAGAUCAUAGUACUAUUAACACCGACUCAACAAAUAAUAGACUAAUGACUAAUGUUGAUCGGUUUGAACCACAGAUUAAUCUACAAUCCGAGAUUCGGGAAAUAAGAAAUGACAAUAUAAAAUCUAUUCCCAGAAAAUCCCACUAUUCUACGGAAAGUGCUGCACAUACAGUCGCUGAUUCCGAUAUACUUACUUAUUCAAAGAAAUUGGACUUUUUACAAUUAAAUAAUAAAAAUCUGAGCAAAGAUAUAAGUGCUAUCGAAAAUGAAAUUAAGGUAUUUUCGGAAAUAAUGUCGCGUUUGAAUAACGAAUCGAAUGAAAAAUCUAAAAUAGAUAACGAUGAAAGAAAUACAUCACAGGAUAUAUCAGAGAUAAUAUCUAAAUCAGUUUUUAGUGACAAAAUCGCUGAUACUGUAAAUGAGGAGAAGCAUACGAUAUCAGGGGAAAUUAAUACCGAUUCUAUUUCGGCAACUAAUGGAAAAUCAAAAUCUUCAAAUGAUUUGAAUCGUAAUAAUUAUAAAUCGGACGAAAUAAAUAAUGAAAUAUCGACGAUAAUUUCAGAAAAAGUUCAUCUCUCCGAUUUGGCUCGUGAAAUUGAUUACGAAGCUAAAAGCAAAGAGAUUAUGAAUGAAAUAGAGAAAUCGAUAAUAUCAGAACAUAUUAAAAUGGAAUGCGAUGAUUAUAAUGCUACAACUUCGAUAUUAGAAAAUGAAGACAAAGGAUUGUUGAAUGAUUUAAUUUCGAAGCCCGAGAUAAAAUCGAUUUCUGAAAUUUUGUCCAAAUCGGAUAGCAAAAGAAAUCUUGAUCAAAAAAAGAGUACGGCGACGCAAAUUAUCGAUGACUCGAAAAGGUAUAUAAGUGAACGAAGUAUUAAUUUAAAUGAAGAGAAUUUGGAAAAACAUUUUGUUCAAAGUCAAGCAAAAGAAACAUAUUCGUUGAAAUUUUCUGAACAUUCUCAUUCUCCAAUCAUUGCGGGUCAUCGUUCGAAAGAAAAUUGCGAAACUCAAAGUGAUUUGCGAAGCACGUGUAGUGCAGCUUCAAGUCGAGCUUUGCGUGUUGUUGCCGGUGAAGAUUCAAAAUCAUCGGAUAAUAUUUCCAAAGUAUUGGGGGCAGAAAUUAGUAUCGAUGAUAAGAGAAUAUUAAAGAACCUCGAUGAAGAUGUUGAAACAAGUGGAUUGCUCGAUCAUACCAAACAUUCAAUAGCAUUUGCAUCUAAUACUGAUCUAGAUCAAUCGCAUGUAACUCACACGGAAAAUAUUUCUCAGGAUAAAGACGAUUGGACAAUUUCUGAUUCAUUCCAAAUCCCACAAGAUGAAAUUAGUUCUCAAGAACGAGAUGAGAAUACGAGCUUACACGUAGAUUAUAUAGACGAUGCUUUGAAUAAUUUCUCGAAGAAAAAUUUAUCACAUUGCGUUGAAGACGUAAUGAAUCCAGAUGCUGAAAUUAAUUUGACAAAUAAUGUUAAUAUGUCGACGUGUAUUCCAAAGACAGAAUCUACUAAAAUCGAGGUGCACGAUGUUACUUACAAUAAUGUAUUAACGGGAUCUCACAUGAAAAGUAACGAUGAACUUGAUGAUAUAUUAGAUAUAAUCGCUAGAGAAAACAAUCGAGAAGAGAAUAUUACUAAUAAAGAAAAGCUUGAUAACGUUAUCUCAGAUUCUAUGGCCGAAUUAUUAGAAAAAGUUAAGGAUAUUGAAAACGAUGUAGAUAGCGCAGAUAAUCGUUUUAAAGAAAUUUUAUGCGAUAUGAAUAUUGGUGUAAAUAAUGAAACUGAAGUUUUGGAUCUCUCAUCAUUGAAUAAAAAAGCGCAAAAUAAGACAAAUAUAGAAAAUAUAAGCGAAAAUAACAUAGACUUCCCAAGUACAUGUAAUGAUAGACCUAAUAAUCGCGAAAAAGUGAUAGAUAUUUCGUUACAAACAGUUGGUGAAAUCAAUGAUAAAUCCGCUGUAACAGUAGAUUUGCAUGUGGAAAUCAACAAUGAAGAGAGUCCACGCGAAGCGAUACCAGAAAUACAAGAAAUUAUAAUAACAGAACUGGAUUCAGAUAGCGUGGAAGAUAAUGUUUUAUCGGAACUUGAAAUCGAUGCUAAAGUUGAAUUGGCUGAAGAAGAAGAAUCUGCCGCAAACUGCGUAAACGAAGACAAGAAACUGUACGCUGUGACAGAAAAGAGAGAUAUUAUAGAAAUAAAAGAAUGUUUAGAACCAAUUUUGGAACAAGAUAGUUCGGAUGGCGAGCAACUGGAUAAUUUGGUGGAAGUUGUUGAAAGCGGAUUGGAUACUGUAGAAAAAAUCAUUGCAUCGUCGCAUGACUUUCCCGUAUCGUUAAGAGACGAUGCAGUCUCGGAAAAUGAAGGGAAAACAGAUAAGAUUGCAACUGAAAAGAUUGAUGAAAUCAUAAAAAUACCGAAUGCACUAAUAAACGAAAAUCUCAACAAAACUUUUGACAUAUUAAAAGAUCCAGAAUACGAAGAUAUUUCCGAAGAAAGUCUUGAGGUGUCUGAAAUUUUUGACAAAAAUGACUUUUCGAAAGCAGGCAUCGUAAGAAAAUCUUCCAACUUACCGGAUAAGUAUCAAGCUACUCAGAAAUCCGAAGAAGUAUUAAGAAUAUUGGACGAAAUUUCGCAAAGAUCAUCCGAUUCUAUAAGUAAUUCGCAGAAGAACGAGAAAAGUGCUGCGCAGAGUGAAACGCAAGAAGAGAUCAGUGAGUUACUCGGUGCAGAAGUUUCCGCGAAAGAUGAAAGUUUGUCUCCUGAGAUGAAUAAGAUGACGAGAAGCAAAAUCGAAGAGAAAUCUUACAAAGUGGACGAUGAAUCGAGAAAUCGGUUUUUGAAAGGAAUAGAAUUACAAGAUGAGCGAUCGUUAGCAAAGACUAUUAGCUAUACGGACUUGCCCGGAAAAGACGCGGCUCCAUUAAGAUUAGACACGCACGACGAUGAUGACAAGUCCACUCGGAUAAUAUACGAACUGCAGGAAAGAGUUUCGCAGCUGCAAGAACAGGAUGGAUCAUCUGAAUCUAGCGAAGCCGGCGAUACUCCAAGAGGUGUUUCCGAUAUUGAGAUGGACUCUCCGAGAGACUUUAAUGAUUCCAGAUUGGACAUUGAUAUCCUGGACGACGAUUUAUUGAGCGGUACUAAAGCAAUGACAAAUCAGAGCGACAAUGAAAAAACCAAUUUUCAUUCGGCGUCUAUCGUCACUACAUCCGAGAAUGACAUUACGGCUAUGAUUGAUAAAUUAAAAGCUUCACUGGAACAACCUGGUCUUGAGGUCGCUGAACUGGAAGCGAAGUUGCUUCGCAUCGAACAAUUACAGAUCGAAUUGGAGAUCAAGAAAUUAGAAGCUGAGGAAGUGUCAUUCUACGUUCGAGAAAUACCAAAUAAACCGCCGCCUCCCUAUACUCCGCCUGGAGAUGGCCGAUUAUCUGCCUCGUUAGCUUCACCUUCGACAAUCACAGCUGUAAUUCCAUCCAAUGUCGAGGAACUAACAUUGUUCACUGAGAAAGCCACAACUUUAAUAUACAAUGCUAAACUGGCCGGCGAGGAUAUUGCGAAUUUGGAAGCGCCUGUCGAGAUUUAUGACUCGAUCAAGGACAAAACGAGUGAAAACAGAGACAGACGGAUAUACAAUAUCUUCCUCUUCGAUCUUUGCAAAGAGACCAUCGUGGAGGUCUUUCGGGCAGAAUACGAAAAGCCUGGUCCAAGCUGGACGAAACCGAACGUGAAAACGAAGCCUGCAAUGAAAAUCCCAAAGAGUGUGGAGGAGCUCAUUGAGUACGUUAACAAGGAAGUUGCCACGCUGUUUGGUUUUAAAACAAAACUACAACGGGAGAACAUGGUGAUGCGUUGGAGUAGGAAACGUAGAGAUCGCGUCGACGAGUUGCUGGCGAGAGAAGCUCAAGCCGAGGAGGACGAAUGGACAAAGUUUCAUCAUGACGAAUUGGUAGUGAAGAACGGACUCACUGUAGCUAUACUGGAUACUCUCGUGAUGGAAACGGCAAACGUAGUAAAAAUAGCAUACAGUAAAAAAAGGAGACUAAUGGUAUAGCAAUCAUAAUCUUUGCACCAUAGACAUAUUUAUCAUAUCUUGCAAUAUGAUAAAACGAAGAUAAAGAGUGUAUAAAAUAUUCUCAUGUUUUUUUCCUCAGGACUGUGUUUCCCACGUUACAUUCUCAAACUUUUAUUCGUUAAUUUUAUAACAUGUAACAUAUAGGCUGGUUCCUAUUUAUUUGUUGAUUAUUACAAUUUGUUGCUUUUUUUUUGAGCUGAUAUGUAUGAACAUUAUAGUAAAUACAGUAAAAAACAAGUUGCAUAAUGAGAUAAUGAGAAAUAUGUAAGUGACAGAGAGAUAAGAUAAUAAUAUUAGCCAUUAAUAUGUUUUAUCCACACAAUUCGAUAAUCAAACGUCCUAGGUCAGUUUAAAACUUUAUCUCUUGUUAACAGCGAGUUUGACCAAGUGUCUAAUUAUAUUUACAUAUGGGUUAUCAUAAAACAAUUGAUGCGCGCAUAAGAAGUAAUAUACUUUCUGUGUAUUCGAAAAUGACAAGUAUUCAUCACUGAAUAUAAUUGUAGAGCAUUUUGUUCGAUUUAUCUCGCACAAUAUUGAUAGCGGAAGUAUGAUCUUCUGCUAUCAAUAUUUCUUCUAUUCUAUAAGUUUUACAUUUUAUCAUUUUCAUUGUAGUUUUAUAUAAUUACGUAUUGCGCACAUCACUUGCGCAACAAUUUAUGCUCUCGUUGCACUAUAAUUGAACGAAAUGCUCCCUCGAUUGUUGUGUAUGUAAAACAUAUUUUAGCGAAACGUAUAACAUAAAUAUAGUAAAUUUCGCAAUAAGUCACAAGUUGGGGACGAUGGUCAUAUGUGCUCAAUUACUUGUAAAUGAAAUUAACAAAAUUUAAACGGAAAGACUGACAUUUUGGGGCCAUUUUGAUCGAAAUUAUAAACUGUAAUAAAAUUAAAUAAAAUACACAUAGAUCGAAAUUGUAACAGACAUCGGCUAUACAGGGUGAGGCGCAUAAACGUUUUAUCUCUGAGAAUACAUUUCCCUUUCUCUCUUUUUUCUUGUCUUAUUACUCUUAAGUAUUUUAAAUUAUGGUGUCUUAUAUGUGUUUCUCUUAUAUAUUAGUUUUUAUAUUAAAUCAAUUGGAGAGAGAUUAAUCUUGUAAAUGAAACAUACAGAUAUAUAUAGCCCCUACAAUCGUGUAGAAUAUACAAUCGAAUCCUAUAUAACAUAUUACAUUUAUUAUUAUUGACACAAACUACCUGUAAUUUCAUUUAUUGAUGGACUGAUAAUCGAUCGAUAUACAUUUUAGUUUGCAAAUCGCGUAACGGUCGAUGCGUUCCGUUGCACUUAGUUUUAUGUUUAUGGUUGUGAUGUAAAUGUAAGGCUUGCGAGAAUGUACGAUGGCAACGUACAUUCAAAUAUUGUAGUGCGUGAAUGCAUCUUUCAUAAUUUUUCAUUCAAUGUCAUCGUCUUGAAUGUGCGCUACUUCUAAGUUCUUGUACGCUUUAAAAAUGUAAAUACUGCAGCGCUCAAGUGCUCAUCGUCCAGCGUUGUUCCUAUAUGCACAUAAGUAACACCGCUCUUUUAAUUAAUUUUAAUUGUAACUUUUAUUAAAAUUCUCAUACGCGAACCGCCCUGAAGAUCCUUCUUCCGUUUACAGGGUACUCUUCUUAGUGUUAUUCACAAUCCUCUUUACAUUAGCCGUUCUCGGCCAUAUCUGUAGUUGUUACAGAGAUUGUUCACGUAUGUAGUGUUGAAUAUGUACUUAAUUAAGGUAUAAUAUAUUUUAUAAUAAACUUUUUUGGAAAAGAGAGAA